AUGGAUGAUUUGAUUCAGAUGUCGAAAAUCAACAAUCUUGAGUAUGCUGCCCUCAAUCUCUCCGAAGACAAUUACCUUCAAUGGGCACUUGACACCAAGAUCAUCUUGAAAUCCAAAAACCUUGGUGCUUGUAUCACUGAUGGCAAUGAGUCAUCUGAGAAGGAUAGAUACAGUGCGAUCUUAAUCAUACGACAUCACCUUGCUGAAAGUCUCAAAGACCAAUACCUCACUAUUGAGAAUCCUCUGGAACUUUGGACAGAACUGAAAUCCAGAUAUGAUCACCAGAGGACGGUGCUCUUACCAAAGGCCCUAUAUGAUUGGAGGAACCUAAGGAUCCAAGACUUUAAGUCUGUGGAUGAGUAUAACUCUCUAUUCAAGAUAGUCUCAAAGUUGAAACUUAUUGAUGUCCAUGAUGGACACAAUCAAGUGGCUACAGAGUCUAAAGCACGUCUAAAACGUGGUAGACCAAUUGGUUCCAAAGGUAAAGGACCUCGGAAAUUAAAGAAAGGUGCAAAAGAAACCGAAGUCAUAGAUUGUCCAAACAAGGCCGAAAUGGCCAUGCCUAAGGUACCAACCAAUGAGACUCGGGACGCCAAGCCUCAUGGUACUGAAGGUGCAAAUGAUGAGAUCUCAAUUAAUUAUCUUAUGUCUGGGACAAGAUGGAACCGAAAAGAUGGCGACAUCGAUGAUAUAUUUGCUUAUAAAGUAACCCUUGAUAUGAUGGACUUAAAUGAGGAUCAUCAACCCGCGUCUAUUUUAGAGUGCACUCAAAGAUCAGAUUGA
Messenger RNA from Raphanus sativus (radish), 783 nucleotides. RefSeq lists its product as uncharacterized. The record is from RefSeq and is a predicted model, not a curated record. The transcript is spliced from 2 exons. Lineage: Eukaryota; Viridiplantae; Streptophyta; Magnoliopsida; Brassicales; Brassicaceae. Bases 1 to 783 code for a protein of 260 amino acids.